Messenger RNA from Rhodamnia argentea, 583 nucleotides. RefSeq names its product non-specific lipid-transfer protein AP10-like. NCBI's taxonomy places the organism in Eukaryota, Viridiplantae, Streptophyta, Magnoliopsida, Myrtales, Myrtaceae. Gene Ontology annotation, biological process: lipid transport. Gene Ontology annotation, molecular function: lipid binding. The record is from RefSeq and is a predicted model, not a curated record. The transcript is spliced from 2 exons. Gene Ontology annotation, cellular component: membrane. Bases 95 to 463 code for a protein of 122 amino acids.
UUGCAUCUUUGCCCUAUAUAUAGAGCACAACAAUGCCCUUCCUUCAACCUGAAUCAUAGAACCAACAGAACCCCCUAGAGAAAACAGAGAGAACAUGGGAAGCACAACGUCGAAUCGCCAAUUGGCUGCUAAAGUUCUAUUCUUCUUGAUCAUCAUGUUCAUGAGUUCAAACCCAGCGAACUCAAUAACAUGUCAGGAUGCCUUGAAAGUUAUACUUCCCUGUGGACCAUUUGCUUUGGGCACAGUUCCGCCUCCACCGAGUGCCGCGUGUUGUUCGGGUGCACAUACCUUGGCGAGCAUGGCAGAUUCCACCGAAGCACGCAGGACUCUGUGCCAAUGUUACAAGGACAUUCCGCCUUCUGUAGGGAUCAAGCCUGAGAGAGUCCAACAGAUUCCUCAGUACUGCAAGGUUGAUGUCACCAUCCCAACUGACCCUCACGUUGAUUGCAGCAGCAUUCCGUGAAGGAGGAAAUCUCCAGAUGGGUCCUGAUAUUCAAGUCAAGACGUUUGCGGAGACAGCAGAGGACACAUUGCCAAUGUCUUAACAUGUUCAUGUAAUAAUCGAAUAAGCAAUGUGAAUGAA